CUCUCGAUUUGCCCAGCAUCGCACACAUGCUUCCAGAAACACUCAUCAGUUCACGCGCUCGAAUCCUCACGAGGAACGCCGAUCAAUAAUCGUAUAGAGAGAACAUACGAGACGAUCCGGCGCUGCCUUCUCGCCGUCUUCAACUUCUUGCAAGCCGUCCGUUGCAGCUGGUCGAGUUGGACCUCUCGGCGGUGAGCUACAGAGGAACUACAUAAUUGAAUCUUGUGCAUGACCUUACUGUGCAAUGGCUGAUUCAUCUGACUCGUCAUUUUUUGAUCGUAUGAUCAGUCAACUUCGGACAACAUGCAAGUAUUAUACUGGCUAUCCAAAGGAUCUUGGACCAUCAAGGGUUGUUCAUUUUACCUCAGAGCGUGAGUUUGUCCAGCUCCUUCAUGAAGGUUAUCCUGUUGUUGUUGCAUUUACUAUAAGGGGCAACUAUACGAAACAUCUUGACAAAGUAUUGGAAGAAGCUGCUGCCGAGUUUUAUCCACAUAUUAAAUUUAUGCGUGUUGAGUGUCCAAAAUAUCCUGGAUUUUGCAUAACACGGCAGAGAAAGGAGUAUCCAUUUAUUGAAAUAUUUCACAGCCCACAACAAGCAGCUGGCCAGGGAAGGAUGGCUGAUCCAAAUGUCACGAAAUACAACGUGAAGGUCUUGCCUUUUAACUACGAUCUCAGUGCUUAUGGAUUUAGAGAAUUUUUUAAGCGUCAUGGAAUACAGGCAUCAAACCCCAAGUAAAAAUACUGCAAAAUGUUUGAAUGUAACCCAACCAUUAAUUAUUAAUUAAUGGAAUAAUAUGUGCAUACUUGCAUGCGCUGUGUUUGGUCCUAUAAAGGAUUUGUCUGCUUAAUUUUUUUUUUAAUUGCAGUUUGCAGUUUAAAUUUAACUGUUUUGAGGAAGUAAACAUGCAAAUGGAAAAAGUUAUGCUGGAUAAUUUUUUCCUGAUUAUCAAAAUCGUAGAUGGUUCCUACUCAGAAGAA
Prosopis cineraria is the source of this 978-nucleotide messenger RNA. RefSeq lists its product as uncharacterized. The transcript is spliced from 7 exons. Bases 245 to 736 code for a protein of 163 amino acids. NCBI's taxonomy places the organism in Eukaryota, Viridiplantae, Streptophyta, Magnoliopsida, Fabales, Fabaceae. The record is from RefSeq and is a predicted model, not a curated record.